This is a messenger RNA of Cyanistes caeruleus (blue tit), 3899 nucleotides long. The record is from RefSeq and is a predicted model, not a curated record. Lineage: Eukaryota; Metazoa; Chordata; Aves; Passeriformes; Paridae.
AUGGCCGCUGCCUCCAGCCUGCUCCGGGGCCUGCUGGACUCGGGGCAGCCAAGCCAGCCCGGCCCAGCCCAGCACGGAGUGCCCAGGGAGGAGGAGAGCGGGGACACGGUGCUGGACUUCGGGAUUAUCCCCCCACCCCCCGAAUUCAGUAACGAGGCAGACGAGAGUCCCCUCCCGAGUCGGGAAGAGAAUCGCAAGUGCCCCAGUGUCCCUGAGAGCAGCCGGAGCUCGGGCGAGCCGCGCUAUUUCAGGUGGUCUGGCUACACCCGCAGCUAUGGGGGCAACCAGGAGCCAGCAGCUCCGCUGCCCUUGGAGAAGAGCUGGAGAAACGGCGACUUCACACCCCAGUACCCGGAUUACAGCAGCUCCACGAGUUUCCCCAGCCACGGCCCCAACCCGCGGCCACUGAUCAAGAAGCGCCUGUACAUGUCAGAGCCCGACAGCUCCUACCCCCGGGCAGCCGCAGCCCCCCGGGCCUCGGGCACCCUCUCCUCCUACGGCACAGGGGGGUUCGGCUCCACGGCUGGGGAGGGGUCUCGCCGCCUGAGCUCUGCCCACAGGAACGGCCCCUCGAGCACCCAGGGCAGGCGGGCAUCCACGGACGCUGCUGGGAAAGGCACGGCGUACGGCGGCAGCGGGGCUGACACCAAGUACAAGGGGCAGAACGGGGACUUCUCGCCCGGCAGCGUGCUGACAGGCAGCAGGCCUGCCCACGGCACCCCGCACUACGGGGCACCCUCCAACACCUUCACGGUGAGGCCCGGGACGCGCCAGCCCAUCUCCUACACCUACCAGAGCCACCGGUAGGCCGGACCUCGGGGCCGCCCCGCUGGCAUCCGGCUGGCAACGGGCGAGAGGGUGCCUGGCUUGGUCCUUUCCUUCUCUAUGGCACCAGGGACGGUCCCAACCCAGCCUGAAAAUGCUCCUGCUUGAAAUUGCUGAUGGAGGUGGGGAAUGAGCCCGAGACUCGGACUUAUCUCAAAAGACUGUCGAGGAGAAUUGUUACUGCAGAGGGCAGGACGCUGCCUUGUUACAUGAGCAAACGUGCUUUCCUUUUUUCCCAUUUUCCCUCCUGGAUUAUUGUCAGAAUUGCAGACUGAUAGGCCAUCUAGGAAAGCCAAAGAGCAUCCUCAGCUCCCUUUAAAGAGCAUCACCACUGGAAAGAUUGAUUGCAGUUUGUUUGUUAAUUGGUUUAACUCCAGCAUGUUUGGGAGCAGGGAGAGACCGGCUGAGAGAUGUGCACAGCGGAAGCAAAGCAGUGUAUAGCUAAAUGUCAGGGAUUAAAAUAAGAAUGUGAGGCCAGUGGGAUAGGAGGAGAUGCCUGGAUCCUGAGCCUUUCUGUCCUUCAAGAGUUUGGAGCGAAUCAAUUCUGCCUUAAACCCAGCCCUGGGCAGUCAGUGCCUGUCCUGCGGAGCAGGGCUCUGACCCCUCCUCCAGGAGCCGCUUCGGGAGCAGGGGCCUUGCUUUGCUGUGCCUUUUGGUCACUGUAAAUGUUUCUGUUGGUAAUUAUUCCUCGUGGAAGGAGGCUGUGAGGCCUGGCUGGAUGGCUGUAAAGCACUUUGGAGACAUAGGUCAUGGAGCAAUCCUUUUCCUUGGGCUGGUGGGUGUCCACCACUCGCCCAGGUGCUGUGCUGCUCUUGUCACAUCACAGCCCUGUGACCCCAAGAGUCCUUAUUCUACUUAUUCUACUGAGAUUGGCUCCCAUGUGCCUGCUUUGAAGCUCAAUUUCAGAGUGACUGUAUUUAUCCUGGUGGCGUGUGGGGUGUCUGCAGGGAAAGGAGCUGGCUCCCGCUGUUUCCCUCGGUGCUUUGCCAGGUGCUGGAUGUGCAGAGCUGCCCCUGAUUCCCGCUGGUGGACACAGGGUGGGAGCUCGGAGUAGCCUUAGAGGGUUUCAGCUUCCAGAGUGAGCAGUGGGGUCUCACAACAGCUGACCUGAGUUGUGAAUAAUUCCUGAAGCUAGAAACAGAGAAUCUUCCUCCUAGGUAAACUUGCUGAAAAUCACUGUAAAAUAACUGUAAAAACUUGUAGAGAAUAUUUUCUAAUCACUGGCAAACUAAAAGCACUUUGAGACAUGAGUCUAUUUUUAUGGAAAGCACUUUCUAUUUUCAAUGCUGUAAAUCCCACUGGUUCUACUCUAGCUUGCCCUGCCUGGCACACACCUGGAUGUGGCCUGCAAGCAGAUCUUGCUCAUUCAGCUCAAAAUCAGGGAUAAAUUUUCCUUCACAGUUGAAUUCUCAAAAGUUAUCUUGACAUUCGAGUCAUGUCACUGGCAUUCUGUGUUUUGUGUUAUUUCCAGCUUUACCUAAUAAUUUAACAUCCCUUUCAGAUAUUGCAGCAGCUUUAAAGUAUGCUGAACUUUAUUUUGCUGUGAAUAAAAUGAAAAUGCAGAUACAAUAAUCAGUCUAAUAGCUAAUUCAAAGGGCAUUUUUAUGCCAGUAAGUCACAGUGACUUGGAAGAUUUCCAUUGUUCACCCCAGCUAAUAUUGAAAUAAUAGGCUUUAAAUAUCUGGGUGCUGGAAUAUUUAUGGAGAAAAGUGACUAUGGAGUAAUUAUAAGGACAUUGAAGUGUGCCAAGUGUCUUGUGGAAUACCACCUGCCCUAAAACAUAGAAUUUUCUCUAUGCAAGGAGCAUCUUGAGCAUUCUCAUUCAUUUGUAGAAGUAAAUCUGUGAUCCUCCUUCAGGGCCUUCAGGGUCAUGUUUUGCUAUUGGAUGAAGUUUCACCAGUUUAGCUUGAAAGCAAACAAAGAAGUCUCUUUGAUAACGUUGCAAUUUAAUGUUUUUUUUUCUUGAUAGUUUUUGGGGUUUUUUUUUUCAAAAUAAUAAGCUAUAAUUGUGAAUGAGCUCUCAAAAACAAUUUUAAGGCUGGGUGGGCAAUUUCAGCUUUUGAUACUGACUUUGCCCAGAAGUGGUGAGGGCAGGGGGUAUGUGUGCAAUUUUCCACCUCAAGAGUUCUUCCAAAUUACAAUCUCCCCUACACAAGUUUGUUUGCUUUUUUUGUUGUUUUUUUUUCUUUGUAGAGAAAAAUGUUGACACUUGCUUUAAAUGUCACAUUUACUAAUUCAUCCAGACACACAAUUCAUGUGUAGCUGAAAUAUGGUCUUAGACACCAUGGAGUGUGUCACUUCUAGCAGACAUAGUUGUUUUAAUUAAGUAUUAGAAGCAUGAUAAUAGAAGUCAGCUUUAUAAAACAGCCAUUCUUCACUCAAGAACAGAUUCUGGGACUGCACAGGGGCUGUCACUGAAUCAGGCUGGACUCUGCUUCCAGUUGUAGGACUGGUUAGCAUGCAGGCUUUCAGCAGCAGAACACUUCUAUUCUUCAGACCCUUUGGACUAUCCCUGCUGCUUUUGAAUGCCUUCAGCACAUUCUGGUAUUUCAGAAACAACUCACCAUUGAUUCUGGGGCUGCUGUGACAAAGGAACCACUGUCAGAGCUGUUGGCAGCCAGAGCACUUGGGGACAGUGAGAUCUCUCAGGAGGUGAGGACUGCAGGGAUGGAUGGGGGAGAGCCUCCUCUUCCUGGGGCAGGUAACUCUGUCAGGUUCUGUGGAUAAACUGCUCCUGCUCCUGCUCCUCCCAGCUCUUUCACUAUGGAAAUUUAGCAACAGAGUGAGAAGAAACAAAACUAAGGGGUGUUAAUGGAGCAAAGCACCCUGCCUCAGCCCAGUGCUGAGAGCAAUCCUGAGUGUGGAAUUAUUCUCACUUCACCCUCUCUGAUGCAGUGUGGUAAUUCAAGUUGUGAUACAACUUAAAUUAUCCCCUGCAGCUGCCUCUUCCUCACAAGUUCCUGCUAUGGGAGUGUAACAGAGCUUUAGCUGUAAAGUAUUGAACAAAGUCUUUUAUUUAUAAGUGCCACUGAACACCAUCCUUCUUGCAUUAAACAUUUCUGGAUGUUUUAUUA